CGUAUCUUGCAUAGUUUUCCGAGCUCAGUGGGAGCUGACAACUCUGCAGUGCUUCCUCUGAUGUGAAAAUGAAUUAAAAGUAAAAGUUGUGUAUCUCCAAAAUCAGUUUUUAAAGCUCAGUGACAGUGAGGCUGCAGACACCAGGGAAAGCUGCCUCUGACUGGCGGCUGGUACUCACAGGAAAGAGUAACUGACGCUUUAAAGGGGAAAAACUGAACCCGAUCUGAGUGAGAGGUGAAAACAAAGUGGGCAGACAUCUGGAUUGUGUUUUGAAGGGGUGAUGACAGCGCGUUCAGGGAGGGAGAUGCAGUACCUACAGUGGUUGUUGCUGGUGAUCCUAUGGAGGGCACAGACUGUGGAGAGCUGUCCUGACGUCUGCAAAUGCUCCAAGAUGCCCGACGUCGAAAAGUCAGAGGUCAACUGUCACAAGAAGGGGCUUCAAGAUUUCCCCUCCGAUCUGCCCCCCGAUGCUUGGAUCCUCAAACUUGGUGAGAAUGGUAUCACAGACCUGAAGGCCAACGCUCUGACAUCGAUCCCGAAGAUUGAGAGUAUCAACCUGGAACGAAACGCCAUCAAGUCCAUCCACCCAAAAGCUUUCUCUGGUGCAAAGCAGCUGAUGCUUCUCAAUCUGUACAGCAACCGUAUCACCAACCUUCCACCAAAGGCAUUCCAGGACCUCCUGAACCUUCGCUUCCUCAUGCUGGGACAGAACCAGAUCGGCACCCUCAAAGCUGAGAUGUUUGCCGGCUUGAGGAACCUGUCAGAUCUCGACCUGCCUCUCAACGCGCUGACCUCGCUCCCGUCUAACGCCUUCAAGCCUCUGAUCGCCCUCAAGGUUCUGGACCUUUCCCUCAAUCGCAUCGAGAGGAUCUCUCCAAAGGCCUUCACUGGGCUCAGGCAGCUCAUGUUUCUCAACUUGGACAAUAACAGUGUGAAGACUGUUCCUGCUGGAGCUUUCAGGCUGCUGCGAUCUCUGGAGAUGCUGGUUUUAGACAACAACCUUCUGUCCACAUUGAACCCGCCAGCUCUGGAUGGCCUGGACAACCUGCAGGAACUGUACCUGAGGAACAACAAGCUGGAGAACCUGCCACCUGAUGUGUUCAGGAACAUGCCCAAGCUUUCUCAGCUGGCUCUCAGCGGAAACCGCCUGAGGACGGUGGAUGGAAACAUGUUCACCCAUAUGCCUAUCCUGAAGAAGUUGUACCUCCAUGACAACCCGUGGCAGUGCGACUGUAACAUCAGCUCCUUGGUGCAGUGGAUGGGACGGAUCAAGGCCACCCUGUCGGCUCGGGAUGCUCUGAGAUGCAUAAGUCCUCCAGAGCUCCACAACAAGAAACUCAGCAGCCUCCAAGUUGACAAACUGCUCUGCCAUGCCUAACAUCAGAAAGCCUUGAUGAAGACCACGGCCUGGGCUCAGACCCAUGGAGAUUCAGAUGAUGAACUCUUAUUCAAUUUUUUUUAAUUUUUUUUACUCUGUAGUCGAGUGUUUGUAGAGGGAACUCGUUUCUUGUGUGAUUUCUCAGUGCUGCAAUGUAAUCAAUAGAUUUCCCUGUAGGAUAAGUGUAACAUAUUGAUGUUUUCAGCUAAAAAUCUUGCAUAAAAUAUCACCUUUUAGAAACUUAGGUUUGACCGUGAUGUAUUAGUUAUUAGUUUAAAGCCAAGAGUUAUAGAUGUGAUUUCAACUGAGACUGGAGCUCUGCAGUAAAAAUAUGAAAAGCACGAAACAGCUGUGAUAUUUUUACUGCUUAUCAUCACUCUGUUUUCUACCAGCAAAGUACUGGUAAUGUACCAGUGCUGCCCUUUAUGUCCAAAUUCAAAACUGAGCUGAUGCUUACAUGUAGCACAGCAGUGAUAUAUACCAUGUGGCCAAAAGUAUGUGGACAGUUCUGACCUGUUGUACAAAAGCCUUUUCUCUUACUAAGUAAAGGUGGACUCGUGAGUAGAUCGGUUAUCAUGUUCGGCUUGAUGAUGUUUAACGUCCCAGACAACCUCCUUAGUCUAAUUUAGCCACUUAGCAACCAACC
Molecule: messenger RNA, 2024 nt
Organism: Seriola aureovittata
Lineage: Eukaryota; Metazoa; Chordata; Actinopteri; Carangiformes; Carangidae
Product: leucine-rich repeat-containing protein 15
Exons: 7
Coding region: 281-1378 (365 amino acids)
Cellular component (GO): plasma membrane
Molecular function (GO): protein binding
Source: RefSeq, a predicted model, not a curated record